ACCCUCCCUCCCUCACUUCAAUGUGCUGUGCUAAUACACUCCUAGUUAGUUUGAGCUUUUGAGAGCUAAAGUGUACGAGAUGUUGAAAGAAGAGAUUAGUGAUGCUGGUGGUGGAAACGAUUGGGCGCGUAUCUGCGACACAUGCCGCUCCGCAGCUUGCACAGUGUACUGUCGAGCCGACUCGGCGUACCUCUGUGCUGGAUGUGAUGCCCGAGUGCAUGCUGCGAACCGGGUCGCCUCGCGCCAUGAACGCGUAUGGGUGUGCGAGGUAUGUGAGCGUGCCCCUGCUGCCCUGUUGUGCAAGGCAGACGCUGCAUCCUUAUGCACUACUUGUGAUGCCGAAAUCCAUUCCGCCAAUCCGCUUGCUCGUCGCCACCAGCGUGUCCCCAUUCUUCCAAUUUCAGGAUGUCUAUAUGACCCCUUGCCCACUGACCAUGGCUGUCGAAAAAUGGCAUCGGCGACUGAAACUGAAGAUGGUUUUAUGUGCACAAACGGAGACGAGACAAUUGCCGAGGAUGAGGAUGAGGCAGCUUCAUGGUUACUGCUGAAUCCUGGGAAAAAUAGCACCAACCAGAAUAACGGGUUCAUGCUUGCUGGGGAGGUUGACGACUAUCUGGACCUCGUAGAAUACAAUUCAAGCGUGGAGAAUCAAUUCACAGAUCAGCAUCAACAACAACAUUACGGUGUUCCGCACAAGAGUUAUGGUGGUGAUAGCGUUGUGCCAGUUCAAUCUGGAGAAGCAAAAGAUCACUUUCAGCAGCAGCAGCAGCAACACCAGAAUUUUCAGUAUGGCCUGGAUUACGAUGCCUCAAAAGCUGCAUACAGCUACAAUGGUUCCAUUACUCGCACUGUAUCCCUUUCCUCUGUGGACGUCGGCAUUGUGCCGGAAUCAACAAUGAGUGAUAUCUCAAUAUCCCACCCAAGGCCGCCUAAAGGUACAAUUGACCUCUUCUCUGGACCACCGACUCAGAUGCCAACCCAACUUGCACCAAUGGAAAGGGAGGCCAGAGUCCUGAGAUAUAGAGAGAAGAAGAAGACAAGAAAGUUUGAAAAGACAAUAAGGUAUGCUUCAAGAAAGGCAUAUGCAGAAAUGAGACCUCGGAUCAAGGGUCGGUUUGCCAAGAGAACCGACGUGGAAGUUGAAGUGGAUCAGAUGUUCUCCACAACAGUAAUAACUGGAUAUGGCAUUGUACCUUCUUUUUAAAGUACAGCAAGAAAUGGAGUUAGUAGUAAAGCUCUAAUGCUGAUACCGUGUCUUUCUUAAUAUAAUUGGUCUGAAUCAAUUAGAUAGAUAUGUUUAGUGAUCUUUUUUAUUGUCUAAAUCAUGCUACUGGUAUCUUGUAAUUGCAUGUAUAUCUAUAAUUUUGGAAUUUAAUUCUUUGCAAUUACAGA
Molecule: messenger RNA, 1392 nt
Organism: Gossypium raimondii (Peruvian cotton)
Lineage: Eukaryota; Viridiplantae; Streptophyta; Magnoliopsida; Malvales; Malvaceae
Product: zinc finger protein CONSTANS-LIKE 2
Exons: 2
Coding region: 80-1204 (374 amino acids)
Biological process (GO): regulation of flower development
Cellular component (GO): nucleus
Molecular function (GO): protein binding; zinc ion binding
Source: RefSeq, a predicted model, not a curated record